AUGACGAAUUUGUAUGGUCUAAGGAAAUUCAAAGAGACAUGGGAAAACAUCGAUUUGGUCACCUUACGAGCUUAUUUUGGUUUGCUAUUAUUGGCGGGUGUUUACCGUUCGAAAGGUGAAUGCAUGACUGAAUUGUGGGAUGACAAGCGUGGACGGCCGAUAUUUAGAGCAACAAUGUCGUUGAAAUACUUCAAGUAUUUGAAUUCAUGCAUACGUUUCGAUGACAAAGAGAAUCGACUUGAUCGACUUGCAAGAGAUAAGCUCGCUGCGAUUCGUAAUGUUUUCGACAAAUGGAAUAAAAAUUUGCGAACAAUGUAUGUGGUUGGCGAUUGCGUUACUGUCGACGAACAAUUGAUUCCGUUUCGUGGCAAAUCACCGUUCACACAAUACAUCCCAUCUAAACCGUACAAAUAUGGCAUAAAAGCAUGGGCGUUAUGUGACUCGCGUACAUUUUAUGCAUACACAUGCAAAUCUACACCAAAAGUAGAUAACAACGCAACAUGCAAAUCUACACCAAUAGUAGUAAAGUUGGCAAAGAGCUGA
Molecule: messenger RNA, 543 nt
Organism: Ctenocephalides felis (cat flea)
Lineage: Eukaryota; Metazoa; Arthropoda; Insecta; Siphonaptera; Pulicidae
Product: piggyBac transposable element-derived protein 4-like
Exons: 1
Coding region: 1-543 (180 amino acids)
Source: RefSeq, a predicted model, not a curated record